CGGCGCCGACGCCGUGGGCGGGGCCUAACGGGAGGGGGCGGGCUAAGUGAGGGGCAGGGUUAGGACUUAGUCGCGAUGAUGCUGGGGGCGGGGCCCGCCGGGAAAGAGCGGGCCAGGGCGGGCGGCGGUCACCGGGGCUGACGGGCAGCGGACCGGACAACCAGACAGACAGACGGCGGCAGGGGCACGGGCCGGCUGGGUACACGCUGUGCCGCCGCCAUGACAGAGCAGACCUAUUGUGACCGCCUGGUCCAGGACACGCCUUUCCUCACAGGCCUCGGGCGCCUGAGUGAGCAGCAGGUGGACAGGAUUAUCCUCCAGCUGAACCGCUACUACCCCCAGAUCCUCAGCAACAAGGAUGCAGAGAAGUUCCGGAAUCCCAAGGUAUCUCUGCGAGUGCGUCUCUGCGACCUCUUGGGCCACCUGCAGCGGAGUGGUGAGCGGGACUGCCAGGAGUUCUACCGGGCCCUGUACAUCCAUGCCCAGCCCCUGCACAGCGGCUUGCCCAGCCGGCACACCCUGCAGAACUCAGAUUGCACAGAGCUAGACUCGGGCACCGCAAGCCGUGAGCUCAGUGACAGGGGACCCAUGGCCUUCCUGACCUGCCUCGGCCUGGCCGCAGGGCUGGCACUCCUCGUCUACUGCUGCCCUUCAGACCCCAAGGUGCUGCCAGGGACCCGGCGUGUCCUGGGCUUCUCCCCCGUCAUCAUCGACAGGCAUGUCAGCCGCUUCCUCCUGGCCUUCCUCACAGAUGACCUGGGUGGGCUCUGACCAACCCCAGCCCUGCCCGCCUGUCUGCUUGCUGCCCGGGGGCUUGCUUUUUUCCUAAGUGUUUUUUCUCACUAUUUAUAAUUUCUGUAACAAGCACUUUACCUUCAUUGUACAGAGGUGCUCAUCAAUAUUAAAUGUUUGGGUCUCAUCCUUC
This is a messenger RNA of Phacochoerus africanus (Common warthog), 925 nucleotides long. RefSeq names its product caspase recruitment domain family member 19 (gene CARD19). Gene Ontology annotation, cellular component: mitochondrion. Lineage: Eukaryota; Metazoa; Chordata; Mammalia; Artiodactyla; Suidae. The record is from RefSeq and is a predicted model, not a curated record. Bases 220 to 771 code for a protein of 183 amino acids. The transcript is spliced from 6 exons.